Selaginella moellendorffii is the source of this 2965-nucleotide messenger RNA. RefSeq names its product pentatricopeptide repeat-containing protein At4g02750. Lineage: Eukaryota; Viridiplantae; Streptophyta; Lycopodiopsida; Selaginellales; Selaginellaceae. Gene Ontology annotation, biological process: RNA modification. The record is from RefSeq and is a predicted model, not a curated record. The transcript is spliced from 6 exons. Gene Ontology annotation, molecular function: protein binding; RNA binding. Bases 117 to 2060 code for a protein of 647 amino acids.
GCGAGGCAAUUAGGGUUUAUGGCAGCGCCAAGGAUCUACGCGCUUGUAAGGCGCUCCACGCGCGGCUGGAGCGCCUCCUCGGCGAUGGCUACCACGGCAAUCGCGUUCUCCACACGAUGCUCGUCCAGAUGUAUGGCAAAUGCGGCAGCAUCGCCGACGCUAGGGCCGUGUUCGAUGGGAUCCAGCAGCCGGCGCUUACGCCGUCGUGGAAUGUGAUGAUCGCGGCAUAUGCCAACAAUGGGGAUUUUCUCGGGGCGCGCCGGCUGUUCGAUCGCGCGCCGCGCAGGGAUGUCUUCACCUGGACGACGCUGAUGCACGGCGCCGCGCAGCACGAAGGGAUCCCUAGCGCCAGGGUGAUCUUUCGCCUCAUGCCUGGGAGGACGUCCGUGUCCUGGAAUUCCAUGAUCGCUGCAAAUGCCGUGAAUGGGGACCUUGCCGAGGCGGCUGCGUGCUUCGAGAACUCGCCCGAGCGAUCGCUCUCGUCGUGGAAUUCCAUCUUCCAGGCCUAUCUCCACAGCGGCGAGCUGGAUCGAGCAAAGCCCACAUUCGAUCGAUCGCCCGGGCACGAUUGCCUCUCGUGGAACGCGCUCCUGGCGGGGCUUAUACGGCAAGGCCACACUGCCGAGGCACGGAACGUGUACGACGCCAUGCCCGAGACGAAUGUGGUGUCCUGUACCGCGAUCAUCCAAGGCUACUCCCAAGAUGGAGCUCCCGAGCUCGCGAAGAGAGUGUUCGAUGAGUUCUCUGGACGAGACGUGGUGCUGUGGACUUCGAUGUUCUUGGCUUAUGCCGAGAAUGGGCAUUUGGAAGUGGCCAGAGCGAUGUAUGAUCGGAUGCCUCUCUGGGACGUGAUCUCUUCGACUGCCAUCGUUGGGAUCUUUGCUCAUGGUGGCCAGCUCGAGGAGGCAAAGCUUGUCUUUGAUCAGAUGCCUCGGCAUAGCGUGGUAUCGUGGAACUCGAUGAUGGCGGCGUAUGCCCAGAAGGGUCAUACUGACAAGGCAGUGGAGAUCUUCCAUUCCAUGCCCCUGCGCGAUGUUUCGUCUUACAACGGGCUCAUUGCGGCGUAUGCCCAGAAGAGAGACGUCGAGAACGUCAAGGCGGUGUUUGACAAGAUGGUGACACGGGACAUUCUUUCGUGGGAUGCGCUUCUGGGGGCUUUUAUGCAGGACAAGGAGCUGGAGAAAGCAAGCUCUACGUUCAAGCUCUUGCCGAAACGAAGUGUUUCCUCGUGGAACGCUGUUUUCAUGGCUUUCGCGCAGAAUGGGACGCUGGAAGAGGCUAGAAGUCUCUUCAUUUUGAUGCCGCAGAAGGAUGUAGUGACUUGGAACGCGAUGAUCACUGCGAGCUCGCAUCACGGGGAGCUCUCGGAGGCGGAGCUCUUGUUCCGGAGGUGUCCCGAGAGGGAUUCGGUCACUUGGAGCUCGAUGAUAGCGGCAUUUUCACAGAACAAGUCUCUCGACAAGGCGGUCGAGGCUUACGAAGCCAUGCCAGAGAAGACGGUCCACGCUUGCAACUCGAUGCUGGGGGCCUUCAUGCAGCACGGGAAGCUGCAAGAAACCAAGGACGCAUUCGAUCGCUUGCCAGUGCGAGACGUUAUCUCGUGGAACUCCGUGAUCGCAAUGCACGUCCAAAAGGGCGAUGGUGCUCAGCAGGCUUUCGAGCUCUUCCACACCAUGCACUUGGAUGGAUGCUUGCCGGACGCCAUCACUUUCGUCAUAGUUCUCAGCCUGUGCAACCAUUACGGCCUGCUCGACCAGGCUUGCUGCUACUUCGUGUCACGAAGCAGCGAUUUUGGCGUCGUGGCGGUGCGAGAGCACUACUGCUGCCUGGCCGAUACGCUCGGGCGAGCCGGGCGGCUUGGCGACGCCGAGGAGCUCGUCAAAAUCAUGCCUUUCGUGCCAAACUCGGUGGCUUGGGGGACUUUGCUGGGAGCUUGCAGGCUUCACCUUGAUCCAAGUCGAGGCACACGGAUGGCGGAGAAUGCGUUUGAGUUUACUGACCGGAGCAAAACCUCGUCGCCGUUUAUGGUGCUGGCCAACAUGUACUUUGCAGCACCGUGAGAUCUUUUUGCUCUCGCUGAUACGUUUUUGUUUUUCUUCUUCGUUACUGCCAGGUCGAGGGAUGGGCUUGGACAUACCAAAACAGGUCCGUUCAAUCCAAACGCAUGGGUCCGUCUCUCCGUCGGUGAGUCUGUUUUGUUUUGGACAGCUUCUCUGCAACUUGGAGGGAUUGACGAACUCGGCCUCUUAAUGCAAGGAGGGGAGGAUAAAACCUCUGGGAUCUUUGCUUCCAAGCCUGGGACACGGUCCAAACCGCGGCUCUUGGCUAAAAGGGUGAGCCAUCCAGCGCUAAAUUGCUGGAGCUGCGUUGGGACAAGAGACCAGCGUUUAAGAGCACCAUGACUGUGAGCGGCAUGCGAGAAGGAUCUUCUUCCUGCGUUUUUAGAGCACUGGCGGUACAGGACAAUGGAGCAUGCGAAUUUGCGGUGGCAGCCGCAUAUUCCAGCUCUUUUGUGUGGCCUACACUGCGCCAACCACGCCUUCCAUCGUCACAUACCACCACUCGAGCAAUCGCCAGAAAUUUUCUAGUUUUCUCCUCUCAGCGGCGGUGAAAGAGCAAUCUCAGUUCCUUUGGAAGAUCGUGGGAAUCUCCCCUUCGUCCCCGGCCGAGUGAGAAGCGAAAAAAAGUACAGGGGAAUGAAAGUAUAGACGUGCGCACGCACACGUUUGCGAGCACACGCCGAUGAGACGUCCACGUGGCGGGCUCGGCCGGCAUUCCCGCUCAGUGUCUCGCGGCCACCAAACAUGCCGUGUCCGUACGCAGGUAGGUCGUGACGUCAGCGUUGCGCAAACUCGUGAAGCUUACCUUUCCGUGCAUGUGUGCACGUAUUUGUUUCGUGGGGAUUGGAAAUUUUUUGUAGAGCUCGUGAACGCAAUCUUCUAUAAAAAUUUGAUCUUCCAGUUCC